This is a messenger RNA of Nicotiana attenuata, 1180 nucleotides long. RefSeq names its product alpha-ketoglutarate-dependent dioxygenase alkB homolog 6. NCBI's taxonomy places the organism in Eukaryota, Viridiplantae, Streptophyta, Magnoliopsida, Solanales, Solanaceae. The record is from RefSeq and is a predicted model, not a curated record. The transcript is spliced from 7 exons. The coding region runs from base 218 to 985 and encodes 255 amino acids.
AGCUUAAAGAUAACAUUAAGAGAAAAUUUUGAGCUAUUUUUAAUAGUUUAAGGAUAUUUUUGGCACUUUUCCUUCUCGUAACAAAAAACUAUUCACACGUCAUAAAUUUUCUUGUUUAAUUUUACAUUUUUGUUCAAUAUAAGUGGUUCAUUGAUCGGACUAGGGGUACUGGGGAUACUUUGACUGAAUUCAAGUUGGUCCUUGCCAUAGCAGAAAAAUGAACGACUUCACAGUUGGGUCUGUACCCACUGUAUUCUACAUUCCAGAUUUCAUUACUGAUUCUGAACACGACCAGCUCUUGAAUAAUAUAUACGGUGCGCCAAUUUCUAGAUGGAAAUCUUUGAAGAACAGGAGAUUGCAGAAUUGGGGAGGAGUUGUGCAUGAAAAAGGCCUUAUAGCUCAAGACUUGCCUCCUUGGUUAACUAGAAUUACAGAGAGAAUAAAUGAGAAAUCAGAGUUAUUUCCUUCAUCAAUUAAUCAUGUGCUUAUCAAUGAAUACCUUCCUAACCAAGGAAUAAUGCCGCAUCAAGAUGGACCAGCUUAUUAUCCUGUAGUGGCAAUUCUUUCUCUUGGAUCUCCUGUAGUUAUGGAUUUCACUCCACAUCCUAAUUUGAGAAGCUGUGUUGGUACACAUGGAAAUGGUGUUGAUGCAAAAAUUUCUGAUCCGGAGGCUGCUGUGAUGAAUUCUGGUGAACAGCUCGAUAAUUGCCAUCCAUUUUCUAUCGUAUUGAUGCCUCGCAGUUUGUUGAUAUUCAAAGACUCGGUGUACUCAGACUACUUGCAUGGUAUAAAAGAUUCUGAGAUGCAGCGAUGUAACGAGGCUGUGAAUAUAACAAAUGCUGAAAAUGAUGGAGUGGUUCAGCACUUAUCACGUUCGGUGAAAGCACUGGAUAGUGAUGAAACUGUCAUUUACAGGGCUAAUACAAGAGUUUCUUUGACCUGUCGAGUAGUAACAAAGGUUUGCAAAAAUAUUUUUAAGUUCUAGCUUCAUACAGAAAUAAAACUAGUCAACAGACCAACGCCAGGACGAGUAGAGCAUUGAGUCCAGGAGAAUUACUACCACCCUGCAGUUUUGUAAUAUCUUACCAUAUUGAUGUGCUAGAUUGCACCAUGAAAACCUCAAUGAUUUAACAAUUUAAAUGUAGCAUAGCUAGAUUAAUCCAUUCCUUUUCUUCAUCUA